Molecule: messenger RNA, 1107 nt
Organism: Myzus persicae (green peach aphid)
Lineage: Eukaryota; Metazoa; Arthropoda; Insecta; Hemiptera; Aphididae
Gene: Dd
Product: CTD nuclear envelope phosphatase 1 homolog
Exons: 6
Coding region: 285-1019 (244 amino acids)
Molecular function (GO): protein serine/threonine phosphatase activity
Source: RefSeq, a predicted model, not a curated record
ACAGAUGAAAAAGAAGUAGGAAAUUAAUAUUGUUUCACAGUUAUUUUUCAGUUUUCAAUUUGAUCUCGUUAUUAAUUUUGUUUGUAAUUUAAUCUUUCUAUUGAACAAUUGUAUACAAGUUUCUGUUUUUACUUGAUCGAAAUCAAUCUUCCUUUGCCAUCUUAGUUCGAAAUAUCAUGUUGAAAACAGCAUCAUAAAUUUCCAUAUUUUAUAUCAGUAUACAAUGUAUACCGGUCAAACUGUUUAAGAGUUAUGAGUCAUUUGUUAUAAGAUUUACAAUUCAAAUGUUGAAAGUCAUACAGAUGGGCAUUCAAGCUUUCAUGGUGUUAGCCUCGAAGGUGUGGGCCUGUAUAUGCUUCCUAAUAAAACGGCAAAUAAAAACUGUUCGCCAAUAUCAACCUGUUAAAUAUGGAGUAUUUCCUCUAUUACCAUUGUCCAGACAUAGAAUAAGUAUGGUAAAGCGGAAAGUUUUGGUGCUAGAUUUAGAUGAGACAUUAAUACAUUCACACCAUGAAGGUGUCUUACGUCAUCCGUCCAAACCAGAAAUGCCACCAGAUUUUAUUUUAAAAGUUACCAUUGAGAGGCACCCAGUAAGAUUUUAUGUUCAUAAGAGGCCGCAUGUUGAUUUUUUCUUGGACGUUGUCUCUAAGUGGUAUGAGCUGGUAGUCUUUACAGCUAGUAUGCAAAUUUAUGGUGCUGCAGUCGCUGAUAAAUUAGACAAUCGAAGGGGAAUAUUAAGAAGACGAUUCUAUAGACAACAUUGUACGCCUGAGAUGGGUUCUUAUACUAAAGAUUUGACAUCAGUUUCUAGCGAUUUAUCGAGAGUCUUUAUACUCGACAAUUCACCAGCAGCCUACAGAGCAUUUCCUGACAAUGCAAUACCAAUUAAAUCAUGGUUUUCAGAUACUUCAGAUACAGCAUUGUUAAACCUUUUACCAAUGUUGGAUGCAUUACGGUUUACAGAUGAUGUACGUAGUGUAUUAAGUAGAAAUUUACACAAUCAUAAUUUAUGGCAAUGAUCUGUUCAAUAAACCUUGUUGAAUUUCUUAUUAAAUAAUAUUUUUGACUGUUUCAAUAAUAUAAUGAGAAUAUACUAACUAACUUAAC